AUGUCAAGUAUCACUAUUUCUAUUAUUAUUGAUAAAAAAGCUAAAUCAGUGAAGCUCAUUAAUAAUCGUCCUGGGUAUGAUAUGAAAUAUGUAGAGUCAUAUAUCUACGAAUAUUCAAGAAUUAUACAAAGUGCUUGGAAACGAUUCCGAGGAAGAGUACCAUCAAAUGCGCGACUUGUAUGGAAUAGCUUACCAAAUGAUAAUACUCCAGAUGAUGAAAAGUUUCUAGGUUUAACGAGACAUAAAAUAAAAAAUCCUCAGACUCAAGAACAAUUUAAUCAGUGGCGUACUAAAUGGAUUGAAUUAUAUAAACAAUGUAAUUUAAAUAUUCCUUUGGAUAUUUAUAAAUAG
Messenger RNA from Entrophospora sp. SA101, 351 nucleotides. Lineage: Eukaryota; Fungi; Glomeromycota; Glomeromycetes; Entrophosporales; Entrophosporaceae. The record is from the annotation of a GenBank genome assembly.